Molecule: messenger RNA, 3624 nt
Organism: Carlito syrichta (Philippine tarsier)
Lineage: Eukaryota; Metazoa; Chordata; Mammalia; Primates; Tarsiidae
Gene: FBXO10
Product: F-box protein 10
Exons: 14
Coding region: 279-3152 (957 amino acids)
Biological process (GO): ubiquitin-dependent protein catabolic process; regulation of apoptotic process; protein ubiquitination
Molecular function (GO): protein binding
Source: RefSeq, a predicted model, not a curated record
GAAAGUUACAUCCGUUACUCCAUCUUGACAGUGGCCCUUUGAGGGAGACAUGGCCUACGAUUCUUUAUGUCCCUUUUGCAAAUGAAUUAGUAGAAAAGAUUGGAUGUACUGCUGACUUUAUCAACUUCUGAGAGCUCUCAAUAUCUUCAGCUCCUUUUAUCUUAAAGAAAUUGGACAGCAUAUGAAGAUUGAGCACCACAUGUGAAUGCAUGAUAUGAAGAACCUAGUUACAGUUUCUACUCCUGUCUGCAAGUGAAUAGGCCCAGAAAGGUGUGGCCAUGGAGGCUGGUGGCCUCCCCCUGGAGCUGUGGCGCAUGAUCUUAGCCUACCUGCACCUUCCCGACCUGGGCCGCUGCAGCCUGGUAUGCAGGGCCUGGUACGAACUGAUCCUCAGUCUCGACGGUACUCGUUGGCGGCAGCUGUGUCUGGGAUGCACAGAGUGCCGCCACCCCAACUGGCCCAACCAGCCUGACGUGGAGCCUGAGUCUUGGAGGGAGGCCUUCAAGCAGCAUUACCUUGCCUCCAAGACAUGGACCAAGAAUGUCCUGGACUUGGAGUCCUCCAUCUGCUUUUCUCUGUUCCGCCGGAGAAGGGAACGAUGUACCUUAAGUGUCGGUCCAGGUCAUGAGUUUGACAGCCUGAGCAGUGCUUUGGCUAUGGCCAGUCUAUAUGACCGAAUUGUGCUCUUCCCAGGUGUGUAUGAAGAGCAAGGUGAAAUCAUCCUGAAGGUGCCUGUGGAGAUUGUAGGGCACGGUAAACUGGGCGAAGUAACCCUGCUAGCCAGCAUUGAUCAGCGCUGCUCAACCACACGUGUGUGCAAUCUCAUCUUCAUGCCGACCUGGUUCUCACCCAUUAUGUACAAGACAACAUCAGGUCAUGUCCAGUUUGACAACUGCAACUUUGAGAAUGGGCACAUCCAGGUCUAUGGUCCAGGUACCUGCCAAGUGAAGUUUUGCAUCUUCAAAAACACCCAUGUCUUCUUGCAUAACGUGCCCCUGUGUGUCCUGGAAAACUGUGAGUUUGUGGGCAGCGAAAACAACUCUGUGACUGUUGAGGGUCACCCAUCUGCAGAUAAGAACUGGGCCUACAAGUAUCUACUAGGGCUUAUUAAGUCCUCUCCCACGCUGUUCCCCACAGAAGACUCUGAUUUUUUAAUGUCCUGGGACCUAGAGAGCCAGGAUCAGGCCUGGAGCCCAAGGACCUGUGACAUUGUUAUUGAGGGCAGCCAGAGCCCUACCAGUCCAGCCUCUAGCUCUCCAAAACCAGACUCCAAGGUGGGCUCACAGGAGGCAGAGGUGGGCAGCGAUGGGGAAAGGGUGUCCCAGACCCCAGACAGCAGUGACGGAGGCCUGAGUCCCAGCGGUGAAGAUGAAGACGAGGACCAGCUCACAUAUAGACUGUCCUACCAAGUGCAAGGCCCACACUCUGUGUUGGGAGGCUCCUUUCUGGGCCCACCACUGCCAGGAGCAUCCAUUCAGCUGCCCAGCUGCCUAGUGCUGAACUCACUGCAGCAGGAGCUGCAGAAGGACAAGGAGGCCAUGGCACUUGCCAACUCUGUGCAGGGCUGCCUCAUCCGCAAGUGCCUCUUCCGGGAUGGGAGGGGAGGUAUUAUUGUGCAUUCCUACGGCCGAGCCAAGAUGGAAGGAAACAUCUUCCGGAACCUGACUUAUGCAGUGCGGUGUAUACAUAAUAGCAAGAUCGUCAUGCUCAGGAAUGACAUUUACCACUGCCGAGCAUCAGGCAUCUUUCUUCGCUUGGAAGGCGGAGGCUUGAUUGCCGGCAACAACAUUUACCACAAUGCGGAGGCUGGUGUAGACAUCCGGACAAAGUCCAACCCACUCAUACUGUGUAACCAAAUCCACCAUGGUCUUCGCUGUGGCAUUGUUGUCCUUGGCAAUGGGAAAGGCAUCAUCCGGAAUAAUAAAAUCUUUUCAAAUAAGGAGGCUGGCAUUUAUAUCCUGUACCAUGGAAAUCCAAUUGUGAGUGGGAACCACAUCUUCAAGGGCCGUGCUGCUGGCAUAGCAGUGAACGAGAAUGGCAAAGGCCUUAUCACAGAAAAUGUCAUCCGUGGGAAUAAGUGGGGAGGUGUAGACAUCCGCCACGGAGGGAUCCCUGUCCUCAGGAGUAACCUCAUCUGCUUUGGCUACUCAGAUGGUGUGGUCGUGGGAGACGAAGGCAAAGGACUCAUAGAAGGAAACACCAUCUAUGCUAACAAGGGCUGUGGUGUGUGGAUGAUGUCAUCCAGCCUGCCCCACGUCACCAGCAACCACGUCAGCUACAACGGCCUAUAUGGAAUGGCAGUGUUUAGCCACAAGGACAGCUCCAGCGAGUUCCCUGGUGGCCACAGGGCCCGAGAGAACUUCAGUGAGGAGGAAGAUGACAUCCGCUGGGAGACAGAGCUGGAGAAGGAGGGUGACCCACUGCACCGGCCCAUCACCGUAGCUCUUGUGGAGUCAAGCUCUCUGUCUAGACAUGGAAUGGCCUCAGGACUCUACGUCCAGAGCAGCGAGGCACUGCACGUCAUCACCAAUGUGAUCCAUGCUAAUGGAGACAGAGGUAUCACUGUGGCCCAGAGCAGCCACCCCACCCGUGUGGCCAACAACAGCAUCUCCUGUAACCGGCAGAGUGGGGUCAAGGUCGAGGCCCACUGCAAGGUGGAACUCCGGGGUAAUGGUAUCUAUGACAACAGAGGCCAUGGUAUUAUGACCAGAGGUGAAAACACUGUCAUCAUCGAAAAUGACAUCAUUGGCAAUCGGGGCAGUGGGCUGCAGCUGCUGCCCAGGUCUGACACUAAGGUAAUAAAGAACCGGAUCCACUCAUUUCGGGCCUAUGGCAUCGCAGUGCGGGGUUGCGCUACGGCCUUGGUGCAGGAGAACAUCAUCUUCCAGGGCAAAACCAAUAAGACCGUCUUUCAGCAAAUUUCAAACAACCGAGAAUGCAUCAUGCAAAACAACAAGUUCCUGGUCUUCAAGAAAAAGUCUGAUACAUGGCGUUUGGUGAACCCACCAGCACGGCCUCACCUUGAAAACACUCUCACAGGCCCCUCUGCAGCCUACAACGGGCAGAAGGUGACAGCCAUGGCAACCAGGAUCACAGCCCGUGUGGAGGGUGGUUACCACAGCAACCGUAGUAUCUUCUGCACCAUCCUGUGAGGGUGGAGACCUGCCUCAGGCCCAGGCUCUGAUGGGUGCUGACGAGCUAAGAUGGAAAUAGUGCCUGAAAAGACUCCACAUCCCCCAACACCCCUUGAAAACACAGGGCCCAGGCUUCCUGGGCCUAAGAACAAGGUACCUCCAAAACCUUCAGCUCCACAGCCCUCAGCAGGAAGGAACUUGGAAAUACUUUCAAGGGAAAAAUGAAAGAGCAGUUGGUGGCUUUCCAGUCACUCAAGCUCUUAUAGGGAUUGCAAAGAGCUGAGAAACUCAAAACUUUUUGGUCAGAAUUUUGUUUGAGUAAUAAUGAACUGGCCUUUUACACACACUGAACCUAGACUCUUCUCAGGAAAGAGCAGAUUUACUCCUUCCAGAGCCAGGAUUCUAGUGAGGUGGAAAGAGACACCUGCCCCAGGGCUUCCCCCACUCCCCCCCCUUUUUUUGAGUGGGAGUCUCUGUCACUCAGGCUGGA